Messenger RNA from Microthlaspi erraticum, 585 nucleotides. The record is from the annotation of a GenBank genome assembly. NCBI's taxonomy places the organism in Eukaryota, Viridiplantae, Streptophyta, Magnoliopsida, Brassicales, Brassicaceae.
AUGAAAUGGUAUAUACAAGGGUUGGUGUUUGGAUACCUCAGUGUCCCCCAAAGAACUGGGAGACUAGGUCGUGGUCUGGAGAUGGAGACGGCCAUCAGGAGCACUCCAUGCAACUGGGGUUGCCUCUUGCGGCUCACUCGAUCGAGCUUGUGGCUCCUCUUCCUCCUCUUCUUCAUCUUGAAAGUGUGUGGCUUCCUUGGCCUUGGUGGAGCUGGCUUGCUCGAACUGUGUAGGGGUUCCAUCUCUGGGAGAAGUCCUGGUAAGGCGUUGGAUCGUACUCAAAUCCGGAUCUCAAACAGGGGCUCCUCCAGGUCAAGCUCGACCGUCAGCUCGAUCGAGUUGAGUUUCCUCUGUUUGGACUCGAUCGAGUCCGGUGGUCGAGCUGGAGCGUCUGGCCUUGGAAGUCUUCCUCCUUCUCUGCGUGUUGUCUUCUCCUUCCCUUGGCUCGAAAGAAGAGGCUCUGUGAGGCUCUUGGGCAGGGAGCCUCCUUGGAGUGGUGAAGGAGAUCUACUCCUAGGAAUGUGGGGGCCUUGGACUUCUUCUUCUUGCUUGAAGAACCAGAAACCUUCUUCUCCAAACUUUUGA